Colletotrichum truncatum is the source of this 753-nucleotide messenger RNA. RefSeq names its product mating type protein mat1-2-1. The record is from RefSeq and is a predicted model, not a curated record. NCBI's taxonomy places the organism in Eukaryota, Fungi, Ascomycota, Sordariomycetes, Glomerellales, Glomerellaceae. Gene Ontology annotation, biological process: negative regulation of transcription by RNA polymerase II; anatomical structure morphogenesis; cell differentiation. Gene Ontology annotation, molecular function: DNA-binding transcription factor activity, RNA polymerase II-specific; RNA polymerase II cis-regulatory region sequence-specific DNA binding.
AUGGCGCUUAACGACUUCAAUCCCGGGCAAAUCAUUGCCGGCUAUGUGGAUCCUGCACGGCUUAGCCCCAAGAUUCUCCAAACGGUAACUGAGACGUUGGAGCUGAAUAUGAACAGUUUCCAGUCUGUUAUUGCUGUGUCGGGAAAGAACUACUUCUCUUUCGGUCAAGAUGGACAGGCCUUCAUGGCCUUAUACAUGGGACGCACACUCAACAAGCCAGUCAUGUGGGUGAAAGACGGCAUGUGUAGCAAAAAUGACAGAUGGAUCCUCGGCCCUUGCGAGAGGUUCAUCUCUAGUCCCCACAUGAUUGUAUCUGUCAACGGUAUCGCUGUUGUUGUCCGAAGACCAUCACACCAAUUUCUUGAAGAAUCUACUGGUUCAGAGUCGGGUACCAAUUAUACAGACAGCCCCGAGCCUCAGUGCAAAGUCAAGGUCCCUCGGCCUCCCAACGCUUACAUUCUCUACCGCAAAGACCACCAUGCCAAGGUGAAGCAGUUCAACACCCAGCUCACCAACAACCAGAUAUCGGUCAUUCUCGGGAAAGCCUGGAAUAACGAGUCACAUGCCGUACGCGAGAAGUAUACCGAACUUGCGAGGUUGCACAAGGAACGCCUCAUGAUGCUCCAUCCCGACUACCGCUAUACUCCCCGUAAACCUUCAGAGAAACGCCGGCGAAGCCGCACCGACAAGCCGAAGAAACUUAGUCAAGCCCAUGAGCUUUCUCAGUCAAUCUCAUCACAGCACUUGAGAUAG